AUGGACUCAGCCAUCUACGAUGCCGAGACUCGAUUUAUCGAGCGCCACCCUGAAUCCCAGCGCCUGCACAAGCUGUCACUUGCAAGCUUACCGGGAGGAAAUACCCGCACUCUGUUGCACACCGCACCAUUUCCAGUUUUUAUGCGCAAAGGAAAGGGAUCAGAAUUGUGGGACGAAGAUGGGAACAAAUAUUAUGAUCUAGUCGGUGAAUUGUCCGCCGGGCUAUAUGGGCACUCUCACCCAACGCUACAGAAAGUAUUGACAGAUACCAUUCAGAAUAUUGGUUUGAGUCUGGGUGCAACCAAUAUCUACGAGCAGCAAUAUGCCUCAUUGCUGUGUGAGCGAUUUGGACUUGAACGGGUUCGAUUUACAAACUCAGGAACAGAAGCAAACAUACAUUGUCUUGCUGCAGCCAGAAAAUUCACCAGUCGUCGUAAGAUAAUCGUCUUUCGUGGAGCCUAUCAUGGUAGUGUGCUAUCCUUUGGGGCUGGAAUUCCAGAAAACAACAUUGACCAGGCUGAUUGGGUACUACUACAGUAUAACGAUUCGGAGGGGGUCCGGGAAGCGUUUUUACAGAAUGAUGAUAUUGCCGCCGUCAUUCUGGAGGGGAUCCAGGGGUCUGCCGGGUUUAUUUCGGCAUCCUUGGAGUUCCUACGAACAAUCCGCGAGGAGAGCGAGAAAGCGGGCGCAUUGAUGAUUCUGGACGAAGUCAUGACAUCUCGGUUGGCGUUUGGUGGUCUGAAAAAUAUGCUCGGAAUCAGACCAGAUCUUAUCACUUUGGGCAAGUAUCUAGGUGGAGGCUUGCCAUUCGGGGCCUUCGGUGGUCGAGGAGAUAUUAUGGAUGUUUUCAACCCGCUCACUCCCGGGGCUUUGGCACAUUCUGGCACAUUCCAGAAUAACACUUUGAUGCUACACUCCGGGUAUGCGGGACUGUCUGAAGUGUAUACCGCUGAAGCUGUUCUAUCGCUCAAUGCCCAAGGCGAUGACUUGCGUCAGCGCUUGCAACGGGUCUUUGAGGGAACUAAGUUCUGCGUCACUGGUCAGGGUUCUCUCAUGUGUGUCCACACCACCCAGACAGGACUUCGCGCGGAGCAGAUCACUUGUCGGGAUAAUGUUGCUGCGGUUGAGGCCACAGAUCUCAAACAGCUUUUCUGGUUGGAGCUGGUGAAUGCAGGGUUCUGGGUGCAGAGUCGGGGAACAAUCACCUUGAACAUCGCCAUGUCUACCGCAGCUCUCGAUAUGUUUGUUGAAGCUGUUGAGAAGUUCUGCAAGAGAUAUAGAUCCUUCAUUGUAGUUUAG
Messenger RNA from Penicillium griseofulvum, 1299 nucleotides. Its product is annotated as aspartate aminotransferase family protein. NCBI's taxonomy places the organism in Eukaryota, Fungi, Ascomycota, Eurotiomycetes, Eurotiales, Aspergillaceae. Gene Ontology annotation, molecular function: pyridoxal phosphate binding; transaminase activity. The record is from RefSeq and is a predicted model, not a curated record. Bases 1 to 1299 code for a protein of 432 amino acids. The transcript is spliced from 2 exons.